CGGGGUCGGUAACGGGCGGGGUGAAUUUUUUGUGCUAUUGAAUUUGUAUAUCCCGUAGGCUAAAGUCAAAAAGGAAAGUAUUGCGCAAUUUCUUGAAGGCAUUUUGGAACGGUUCAUCGAAAGAAAAAAUGGGGAGCUACAUGUUAAUUUUGAGUUAGUUUGCCUAGAGUCGGAACCUUGAUGUAGAGCAACAUUGCUGCUUUAAAUAUUAUUUAGCGUAACAUUAUUAGGGAACCAGUCAAGAUAUUAUUUUGCGGGAACUUGAAAAAUAUUUUGGUUUGUACGACGAAAUUAUAUGGAAGUGCCACCAGGAGAAAACGAAAAGUCUUCGGACGAUGCUCCAUUUGUUUUUCAAUGUGCUGGGUGUAAAACUAUACUUGGAGACACCACGGCAUGGGUCUGCACAAAUGAAACGCUGAAGACCAUAACAUUACACAGCGUUAGUAAGCAAGUGAAAGUGAAAAAUGAUCUUUUUACCUGCACCUCGCCGUCUACAGUGGAUUUUGGAAGUUCGUACAAUGACUUGAUGUGCUGUGGCUGUGACACAACAAUAGGCAAACUAUACCAUACAACAAACCAAAAACUGGACUCGGUCCGAGGUCACUUCUCACUAUUGCUACACAAACUUAUAAGUUACCAGAUUGGCAGCUGUACACAGACGAUGCGGACGUCUGAUAUUUAUGAGCAUAUGACCCUGCCAUCCUCCUUCAUGCAAGAAAUGAGGGUACACAUGAAAAAGGUGCAAGCUAUAAUAGUGUCGAUCAACUCGAGACUGUCGAGUGUGGAGAAAUGUUUGAAUGAUGAUGAUGAUCAGAGGGACCACACAUGAUUGUCAAUAGAGCGUACACAUAUCUGUACAAACGGAGUCUCAACAGCCUGUGCACAGUAGCUGUACAACCUGAUUCUCAGUAGACAGUGUAAAAUAACUGUCCAGACUAAGUGUUUUUUGUCGAUUGAUGAUUGAAUUAUAUUUGAAAUUUUGCCAAAGUUGACACAUACUGUGUUAUCAGUUUACACACAAUGUGAACCAUGUCGACAGUUUGGCUAAUAUUAGCAGCAGUCAUAAUAGUUGCCAUCCAUGCCCCUGUGACAUGAUGCUGUAGAUACUUUAUUUUAAAGCCACGGACUCCAGUUACCAGGCAGUGUAAAAUCUGUUCUACUAUUUCAGCUGUUUGAUUCUAAUUUACACAUUACAUACAUUUUAUUAAAAUGAUUAACUUUGUCAAAUUCACAGUGUUACUGGCUGUCCUGGAUUUUGUAGUAGCUCAAAAUUUAUUUCUCUGAGACUGGGGUCAGUGGCUUUCACUUUAAAUCAUAACAGAUCAUGGUGCUGGCCUUUUUGCUUUUGCAACACAUAGCAAUACAUAAUAUCAAUUACUGCUGCUUAGUUAAAGGUUGCUUAAAGUUCAAGGAUGAUCACAUAAAACCUUAAAAAUAUAAUUCCAAUACAUAUUAGUUUGUGUUGCAUUUCUAGAUAUUUUUAUUCUGUUUAUGCAGGGUUAACUUGGGUUAGUGUUUGGUUAUGGUUUCUCUAAGUGCCUUCAACUCUUUAACCAUUUAAUGAAUGACUUUCUUAUUUUGUAUGGGUAUUUACAAGCUGAUUUGUACACAUCCAACCCUAUGAAUGUGGCCCUAACAUUACUCAAAUUAAAGGUAAAAUCCUA
Molecule: messenger RNA, 1664 nt
Organism: Gigantopelta aegis
Lineage: Eukaryota; Metazoa; Mollusca; Gastropoda; Neomphalida; Peltospiridae
Product: protein Mis18-alpha-like
Exons: 5
Coding region: 296-829 (177 amino acids)
Biological process (GO): chromosome segregation; CENP-A containing chromatin assembly
Cellular component (GO): chromatin; chromosome, centromeric region; nucleus
Source: RefSeq, a predicted model, not a curated record